AUGUCGAACGACUCCUUGGUUACAUCACGAAUAGUAGGAGAUGUGUUGGACCCCUUCCGUAGCACAGUUGAUCUGACAGUGCUCUAUGACGGUAGGUUCGUCAUUAACGGCAUGGAGUUCCGCUCACCGGCGGUAUCGGGCAAGCCGAGCGUCGAGAUCGGCGGCGACGAUAUUAGCGUGACAUACACCCUUGUCAUGGUGGAUCCUGACGCUCCUAACCCCAGCAAUCCGACCUUGAGGGAAUAUCUUCACUGGAUGGUAACCGAUAUCCCAGGAUCAAUGGAUGACACCUACGGUCGGGAGGUGGUGUGCUACGAAAGCCCGACGCCGGCGACUGGGAUCCACCGCAUGGUGCUGGUGCUGUUCCGUCAGCUCGGGCGGAACACGGUGUACGCGCCGUCGAUGCGCCACAACUUCAACACCCGCAACUUCGCCCGCCGCUACAACCUUGGCGCGCCUGUCGCCGCAAAGUACUUCAACUGCCAGCGCCAGGCCGGCUCCGGCGGCCCGAAAUUCACCGGGUCCUACACCAGCCGCCGCCAGCAAAUCUAA
Molecule: messenger RNA, 552 nt
Organism: Hordeum vulgare subsp. vulgare (domesticated barley)
Lineage: Eukaryota; Viridiplantae; Streptophyta; Magnoliopsida; Poales; Poaceae
Product: protein FLOWERING LOCUS T-like
Exons: 4
Coding region: 1-552 (183 amino acids)
Source: RefSeq, a predicted model, not a curated record